CAGCCUUGUCUUAAAUAAAUUAACUUCAACAGUUUCAAUUAACAGAACAAACAAAGAAGAGAGAGUGAUAGCUAGCUAACUGCUCAAAAUUCAAUGGCUUCUUCUACUCAAUGUUUCUUGUCCCACCCUACAUUUACUACCCCUACCAGAACUACCAAACUCUCAUCACAACGCCAAGUAGUAGUAGUAAACACAAAGCCAAACCAGCUUAUUGUUUGCAAGACUCAGAAUCAGAAGCAACUGAUCCAUGAAGAUGAUUGCAGCAACAUAAUCUCUCGCCGGUUAGCUCUCACUGUUCUUAUUGGUUCUGCUGCUGUUGGUUCCAGAGCCUCACCUGCUGAUGCAGCCUAUGGUGAAUCUGCCAAUGUGUUUGGGAAACCAAAGACAAACACGGAUUUCUUGCCAUACAAUGGAGAUGGAUUCAAACUAUCAGUUCCAGCAAAGUGGAACCCUAGCAAAGAGGUUGAAUACACAGGUCAGGUUGUUAGAUAUGAAGAUAACUUCGAUUCGACUAGCAAUGUCGUUGUCACUGUGACUCCAACUGAUAAGAAAUCCAUCACAGACUAUGGUUCACCUGAAGAGUUCCUCUCUAAGGUGAAUUAUUUACUUGGACAGCAAGCAUUCUUUGGAGAAACACAAGCGGAGGGUGGUUUCGAUCCGAACACUGUCGCGACAGCAAACAUUCUGGAAACUUCAACACCUGUGAUGGAUGGGAAAAAGUACUAUGUUUUGUCUGUGUUGACAAGAACUGCUGAUGGAGAUGAAGGCGGUAAGCACCAAAUAAUAAGAGCAACUGUGAAAGACGGAAAAUUGUACAUAUGUAAAGCUCAAGCCGGAGACAAGAGAUGGUUUAAAGGAGCAAGAAGAUUUGUGGAGAGUACAGCAAAUUCUUUCAGUGUUGCUUGAGAACUUAAUAGAGGGUUAUAUGAAUGUGUGCUGCAUGUAAAUCAAUAAUUUAUUAUAUAAAAAAUAUUCAUUAAUAAA
Molecule: messenger RNA, 984 nt
Organism: Lathyrus oleraceus (garden pea)
Lineage: Eukaryota; Viridiplantae; Streptophyta; Magnoliopsida; Fabales; Fabaceae
Product: oxygen-evolving enhancer protein 2, chloroplastic
Exons: 4
Coding region: 94-906 (270 amino acids)
Biological process (GO): photosynthesis
Cellular component (GO): photosystem II; extrinsic component of membrane; photosystem II oxygen evolving complex
Molecular function (GO): calcium ion binding
Source: RefSeq, a predicted model, not a curated record